AUGGGGUCACGCGAACCGAUCUCGCUCCACUCGCCUUGCUCAACGCAACGGACAAACCAGCCAGUCGAAUCGAGGCUGGCCGGCUGGAGGAGGCGGCUUGUUCGUGCUCUUCCGCCUUGCGGGCAGAAGCGGCUGCAGGACGCGAAUGAGUCCGUCUGUUGGCUGCGACGUGAGAGCUGGUCGAAUGAUGUCGCUCCGGAGGCUGCCGGGCCAUGCUGGGCAGUCAAGCCGGACGCGAAGAAGCGAAUCUGCAGCUUAUCGACGGUCUGUUGGGGCCUAUGGCUUUGCUGGAACAUUCAUGCUGACGCGGUUUCCGAGGCAAUCGCUUUCGAUUCCGAUGAAAAGGUGAAAGCUUUCCUUCUUUCUGUGACGAGCAUCAUCAGAGCGAGGUAA
Molecule: messenger RNA, 393 nt
Organism: Protopolystoma xenopodis
Lineage: Eukaryota; Metazoa; Platyhelminthes; Monogenea; Polystomatidea; Polystomatidae
Source: the annotation of a GenBank genome assembly